AAGGUACCAAGUUUAGUAAUACUGUAAUGUAUAUCUAAUUAUUGUAUCUUCUAUUUACUGAUUGUUUAGGAGAGUCCCUGUCACACGUAGGGAGACGGAGGUGAUAAAUCCUGACGAGACGUAUUUUAAUGAGGAGACGCAGAAUAAACGCUCUCCAGGUGAUUGGAGGAAACAGGACAGUGGUGCAAGGACGUACAGUUACAUUCAACUGCGAACUUGUUGACACCACAGAGACUGUCAACCAGAUUUCAUGGCAGAGGACGACCAGAGUUAAAACAGAUAAUUUUUUCUUGACUGUUCGGAAAAUAAAUGGACCAGAGUAUGUGAAUGGACGUGAUGAUCGAAUUAAGUUCAUUGGGAGCUUCAAUGAGCUUAAUGGAUCUUUCCAGAUAUCCAGUGUCUCAUUGCAGGAUGAAGGCAUCUACACUUGCAUCUUCACUUUGUUCCCCAGCGGAACUCACAACACACACAUACAUCUGGAUGUGCUCGUGCCUCCUGUCAUACGUGUGGAGGAUAACCUUCCUACUUUGGCUGAUAAGGAAGUUUGCAUUGCCACCUGCACGGCUGCUGGUUCCAAGCCUCCGGCAAACGUGAGCUGGCUCACAGAUAGCUUAGCAGACAACUUGAGGGAAACAGCCAACUCCACGCAUCAUGAUGAUGGCAAGACUACAACAGUCAGCUACCUGUUUGGAGUACCUGCCAUGGAAAUCGACCAACAGGUGGUCCACUGUGUCAUCACCAGUCCAGCCCUGUCGAAGGAGGCAAAGGUUCCCUUUACUAUACAAGUUUACUUUGCGCCUAAGGAAGUGAAAAUUGGUGCAAAUCUCAAAGAAGACUCAUUUCAAUGUGAGACUGAUUCCAAACCCAAACCAGAAUUUAACUGGACCAGAGUUGGCAAAGCGUGGCCUCAGUCUGGUGUCAGAGUAGAGGGUGGAACGCUGCAGUUUCUGACCAGGAGCUCUGACCUGAAUGGCCUCUACCAGUGUACCGCAUUUAACCCAUAUGGAAGAAGCAUUGUUUACAUCUUCAGAUCUGUGAUUUCAGAACCCUGUGUUGUCUGUUGGAUCUUAUUUGCAAUUCUGAUCGUCCUUAUCGUAGCGGCAGCAGUGUGGCAUCUUUAUAAAUCUGGCAAACUACCAUUUUUCCUGGUCACACGUAGGGAGGCGGAAAUGACAAAUCCUGAGGAGACGGCUUUUAAAGAGGACCGUCGAGAAGCAGAAUAAACGGGAGCAUGACACACACCUCUGCUACACACGUGUUCGUCCAGUGAACUGGUGCAACAGCUCAGGUGCAUCAGUUAAAGGGAUAGUUGACCCCAAAUUAGAAAUUCACUCACUUGAUGGACGGGUGGGUGUUCACAAAACUUUUUUGGAGUGCCAGUUGUUUGUGGAGGAUCAUGCAGCACGUUCACACAUACACACGGAACCAGGUUACACAAAAUAAUCAGAAGAAGCCACAAUUGAAUAUUGAAUUUCUAUACGUACACUGUAGUUACGUAGAUAAUUUUUUCCUUGUCCGUUUUUUAUAUGAUUAGAAAUGGAGUUAUAUACUUAAAAGACAUAAAAAACUGAAUCUAUAUGAAAACUAGGUAUAACCUGGUUCUGCAUGUAAACAAACUUACUGAAGAUUUGUGAGAAAUUUGAAGUGCAAACUUAAAGUGAUAAAAGUACUAAAUACACAAGUUUCAAGUUGAGGCUAUAAAACGAACACAAAUUGAAUCAUACGAAGGUAAAAACCAGAGAAAUUAAAAAUAAGAGUGUGUCACAACAUAAUUGUGUAAAAUAAUUACGCUUGACUUGAAUAGAACUCAACUGAAGCUGAGUGAGAGUAUUGUAUUUACCUCAAACGGUUACGUAUUUCACUGGAUAUUUUUUGGAUCUGUCAGGACAAGGCAGUGUGGAACAAUCUUUCAAUACGUUUCCAAUCAAACAGUUGCUUGUUCGAGUACCUCAACUGAAGUUAGACUGAAGUCAACAGUGAUUUUCUGUGUAACAUCACUACAAAGAAGAGAAAAAAGGAUAAGAUGAAGUCUUUACAAUUCUGCUGAAUGAUCUGAGAAAGAAAUGCAACACCUGCUCAUAAAUGCAUCAACGCAUGUUAGCUGGGUACAGAACAACCUCUCCCUCUCUUGCCAAAUAAAAUAUGAAGGUGUUCUCCAUCUUAAGUUUGCAUGUUAGCAAUUGAUAGUUAUCAGUUUCAUUAUUUAUAUUUAUGACAUUUCACCAUUUUCCACUCGUUAAACGUUCCUUCUGGGGGGAUUCUGUGGGUUGUUACUUUUCAUCCAGGUAAACCAGUAGGUCAUUAAACACUUAGAUUAAAGGAUUCAUCAUCUGGGCAGCUUUUGAGUUUCUAAAUAGUUUUAGUCUUUAGUCAUCAUGUUUUUUAUUCUAUUAACUUCUUUUUGUUUUGCUAGCCUAUUUAUUCUUUCUUACUUAUUUAAACUUUAAAUCUUUGUUCAUGACUAAUCAGAAGUGUACGUCUUGAUUUUGAAACUAAAGUUAUUUCAGUCCACAGGAGCAUUUUAGCUCUGCGUCCUUAAUAAUCCUCAGCAACAUUUAGUUUAGAUAAACAAAAACUCUGUAUUAGUGUGGACGACAGAUGUAAACAUAGCGGAAGGAUGCUUUAAUACAAACGUAGUAGUGUGGAUUUAACCUAUGAUAAUGUGUCCUGUAAGUUUAAAGUGAGGGGGAUUGUAAACUAUUGCUUCUCUUUUUUGUAUUCUUUAUUCAGCAAAGUAACCAAAUUUUGUCUUUCUUUUCGCUUUUUAAAGACUGAAAACAUUGAUGCAUAGUGUGCUUUGUUUAUGUUUGUGUUAUUUUAAAGGAAUCAGAGAAACCCUUGCAAUGACAGGCUGAAAUGUUUUUUGCGUGUUCUGUGCUUUAACAUUUAACACUGAACCCUUGCGUGUAUUAAAGUUACAGUAUAUCUCUUGUUAACUAAAGCACUUGUUGGGAUUACUGUAGUUUGCAUUUAUAUUACAAUAAAGGCGAGAUUAGCAUUACAA
Messenger RNA from Platichthys flesus (European flounder), 3004 nucleotides. Its product is annotated as nectin-4-like. Gene Ontology annotation, biological process: homophilic cell-cell adhesion; heterophilic cell-cell adhesion. The transcript has 7 exons. Gene Ontology annotation, cellular component: adherens junction. The coding region runs from base 129 to 1223 and encodes 364 amino acids. NCBI's taxonomy places the organism in Eukaryota, Metazoa, Chordata, Actinopteri, Pleuronectiformes, Pleuronectidae. The record is from RefSeq and is a predicted model, not a curated record.